Pyrus x bretschneideri (Chinese white pear) is the source of this 2759-nucleotide messenger RNA. Its product is annotated as alpha-N-acetylglucosaminidase. NCBI's taxonomy places the organism in Eukaryota, Viridiplantae, Streptophyta, Magnoliopsida, Rosales, Rosaceae. The record is from RefSeq and is a predicted model, not a curated record. The transcript is spliced from 19 exons. Bases 119 to 2545 code for a protein of 808 amino acids.
UAAAAAAGUACUACCAGUAACCUGCCAACAAAAGGCUUUGCAAUCAGCGAUGAUUCUUCUUAAAACAAAUUUCAAAAAUUGAGCCGGUGAUACCCACUCAAUCAUAUCAUCCGAAACCAUGUCGAAUUUCAAAAUCCAGCUGCUAAUUUUGAUUGCUGUAUUUAUUGUACCAAUCCUAGCUGUAUCAGCAAAAGCAGAAGCAGUUGCGGCGUUGCUCCGCCGUCUGGACUCCAAACGGUCGUCGGCUUCGGUUCAAGAAGCUGCAGCUAAAGCUGUUCUCGAAAGAUUGCUUCCAACCCAUGUUCACAGUUUCGAUUUCAAGAUUGUCUCCCAAGAUGCUUGUGGUGGACACAGUUGCUUUAUGCUAAACAAUUACAACCUGUCAAGCCGACAUGGUCCUGAGAUACAGGUUAAAGGCACCACAGCAGUGGAAAUUGCAUCUGGCCUCCACUGGUAUUUGAAGUACUGGUGUGGGGCUCAUGUUUCCUGGGACAAGACUGGUGGUGCUCAGCUAGCUUCCAUCCCAAGUCCAGGAUCACUGCCUCGUGUAAGAGAUGAAGGGUUAAGGAUACAACGACCAGUCCCGUGGAACUAUUAUCAAAAUGUUGUUACAUCCAGCUAUUCAUUUGUUUGGUGGGAUUGGGAGAGAUGGCAGAAAGAAAUAGACUGGAUGGCUCUUCAGGGGAUUAACCUGCCUUUAGCAUUCACAGGGCAAGAAUCAAUUUGGCAGAAAGUCUUCAUGGAUUUCAAUAUUAGUAAGGAAGAUUUGAAUGAUUUCUUUGGUGGACCUGCCUUCCUUGCAUGGGCUCGCAUGGGAAACUUACAUGCGUGGGGUGGGCCUUUAUCACAGAAUUGGUUAGACCAGCAGUUGGUUUUGCAGAAACAGAUAUUAUCUAGGAUGUUAGAGCUAGGCAUGACUCCAGUGCUGCCAUCAUUUUCUGGAAAUGUUCCAGCGACUUUGAAGAAGGUAUAUCCUUCAGCAAAUAUAACCAGACUUGGAGAGUGGAACACUGUUGAUGGUGAUACUCGUUGGUGCUGUACAUAUCUUCUUGAUCCUUCUGAUCCUUUAUUUGUUGAAAUUGGGACGGCUUUUGUUAGGCGACAAGUUGAAGAAUAUGGGGAUGUGACUGACAUCUAUAACUGUGAUACCUUCAAUGAAAAUACUCCACCAACAAAUGAUACAGCAUAUAUCUCAUCACUUGGAGCUGCUGUGUAUAAAGCAAUGUCUAAAGGUGAUAAGGAUGCUGUGUGGUUAAUGCAAGGUUGGCUCUUCUACUCAGACUCUGCUUUUUGGAAACCACCUCAAAUGAAAGCUCUUCUACAUUCUGUUCCGUUUGGAAAAAUGAUAGUUCUUGAUCUAUUUGCGGAUGUCAAACCAAUAUGGAAAACAUCAUCUCAAUUUUAUGGCACUCCUUAUAUUUGGUGUCUCUUGCACAAUUUUGGUGGAAACAUUGAAAUGUAUGGUAUAUUGGAUGCAAUUUCUUCAGGUCCAGUUGACGCCCGAACUAGUGAAAAUUCUACUAUGGUUGGAGUUGGCAUGUGCAUGGAAGGUAUUGAGCACAAUCCAGUUGUUUAUGAAUUGACGUCUGAAAUGGCAUUUCGCAGUGAAAAGGUUCAAGUUCAGGAUUGGCUAAAGAUCUAUUCCCAGAGACGCUAUGGUAAUGCAGUUCCUCAAGUUGAGGCAGCUUGGGACAUCCUUCACCAGACAAUUUACAACUGUACAGAUGGGAUUGCUGACCAUAACACAGAUUUCAUAGUCAAACUCCCUGACUGGGAUCCAUCACCAAAUCACAUAUCAAACAUUUCAAAACAAAACCAGAUGCAAUCAUUCAUCCUGCUCGAUAAAAAGAGAAGAGUUUUGCUCCAAAAAACCAGCUCUAAUUUGCCUCAGGCACAUUUGUGGUAUUCUACUCAAGAGGUGGUCAAUGCUUUACGACUAUUCCUUGACACUGGAAAUGAAUUCUCUGGAAGCCUGACAUAUAGAUAUGACUUGGUUGAUUUGACACGGCAAGUACUUUCAAAGCUAGCGAAUCAAGUAUAUCUGGAUGCAGUGACAGCUUAUCGGAGGAGGGAUGUAAAAGCUUAUAGUCACCAUAGUCAAAAGUUUGUUCAACUCAUAAUGGAUAUUGAUGAACUGCUCGCUUCUGAUGAUAAUUUUUUACUUGGAACCUGGCUUGAAAGUGCAAAAAAUCUGGCAGCUAAUCCUACGGAAAUGCAGCAGUACGAGUGGAAUGCAAGGACGCAGGUGACAAUGUGGUUUGAUAACACAAAAACCAACCAGAGCAGGCUUCAUGAUUAUGCAAAUAAGUUCUGGAGUGGGCUAUUGAAAAGCUACUAUCUACCUCGCGCUUCAACCUACUUUGGUCUUUUGUCGAAAAGCUUGAGAGACAAUGAGGACUUCAAGUUGGAGGAAUGGAGAAGAGAAUGGAUAGCGUUUUCAAACAAUUGGCAAGCAGGUACCGAACUUUACCGGGUGAAGGCAAAAGGAGAUGCUCUUGCUAUUUCUAAAGCAUUGUAUGAAAAAUAUUUCGUUCGAGCAAAAUAGGUUCUUAUUGUUAGAAAAGAGAGAAGCGAUUGUGUUGUAAAGUAGCAAAACAUGUGCUAGGUCUAUUCCUUACUCAUAAGAGCCCUUUGCAUGUUGCAUGACAAUAACUUAGGGUCAUUGUUGUAUGUCGAGCAAUGAUGUAACAUAAGUAGGGGUGCAACUUGGAUAAAAUUAAUCGAUUUGGACUGGUUUCGAGCCAAAAUAUUCUAAAAUA